AUGGAGGACUAUAAAUAUCUGUUCAAAGUUGUACUGGUUGGAAAUGCUGGCGUUGGCAAAACAUGCCUGGUGCGCAAGUUCACCCAGGGUAUUUUUCCACCUGGCCAGAGCGCUACAAUUGGUGUUGAUUUCAUGAUAAAAACAGUCAAAGUCAAUGAUGACAAAAUAAAGUUACAAAUCUGGGACACAGCUGGACAGGAACGCUUCCGAUCGAUCACACAAAGCUAUUAUCGUUCAGCACAUGCAAUAGUACUGGUUUAUGAUGUUGCAUGUCAGCCAAGUUUCGAUUGCUUACCGGAAUGGCUUGGCGAAAUUGAACAGUACGCAAAUCGACGA
Molecule: messenger RNA, 336 nt
Organism: Gongylonema pulchrum
Lineage: Eukaryota; Metazoa; Nematoda; Chromadorea; Rhabditida; Gongylonematidae
Source: the annotation of a GenBank genome assembly